AUGAGUCAUCUUCCAGGAGUAUUGUUCUUCUGGAAAGAUCCGGAAAGACCAAUUGAUAUGAUACUUCUCCAGUCAGAUCAGUCCAAGAGUUUUGGUAAAGAAGAGCAUUUAUGCUAUUGGGAGAUCCGUUUGACUGGAAUAGCUGAGGAUAUUAUUUUAUCCUUCAGUCUUACUCUCAGAUUCAGCAGUAAUCAAUACUCAUUCACAACAGUUAGAAAGUUGGCAGAUAUGCAGAGCAAUAUCUCCGGAUAUAUGAGUGCAAUGACAACUGGGUACGGUGCUCUCUCACAGCAGAUCAAUGAUUUGGUGUCUGAGAGAAUCUCCCUUAGAUUCUUCCAAGAAGAUGGAGGGGAAAGAGCUGGCGUCCCACCAAUGAACAUGGCACCAUUCCCACCCCAAGUGCACAGUUCUGAAAGCAGUUCCCAGCAGCCAGCCACACCUGCUAGAUAUAGAAUGAGCAGAGGUGUACAGACAAUAACGGAUUUUUGUGUCUCAGUACAGGAGAUGGAGACGAGAUAUAGUGUUGCAUGGAGAAAUGAUGAUCAUCAAUUCUUUAACAGAUAUAAAAAAAUUGUCAAUUGCAUCAAGGAGUACGCAGUUAUUCAUUCUGUAAGUGAGAAAACAAGUGUCAAGAUUGCAGAAGCAAAUCGACUUUGUUCAUUUGUUGCUAAUAUUUUUGCUAUAUUUCACUUCAUUUGA
Messenger RNA from Phycomyces blakesleeanus NRRL 1555(-), 699 nucleotides. RefSeq lists its product as hypothetical. The record is from RefSeq and is a predicted model, not a curated record. The coding region runs from base 1 to 699 and encodes 232 amino acids. NCBI's taxonomy places the organism in Eukaryota, Fungi, Mucoromycota, Mucoromycetes, Mucorales, Phycomycetaceae. The transcript has 4 exons.